Molecule: messenger RNA, 1791 nt
Organism: Hypoxylon trugodes
Lineage: Eukaryota; Fungi; Ascomycota; Sordariomycetes; Xylariales; Hypoxylaceae
Exons: 1
Coding region: 182-1375 (397 amino acids)
Source: RefSeq, a predicted model, not a curated record
ACUCUUGUCCCCUUCGAAUUUUCCCUAUAAUUUCCCCGCCCCAGCCAGGGAAAUUUUCCUAUAAUUGUCUGGCCAUACCUAGUUGUGAGAUAGAUUGUUGCUAGACGCGACCGAAUUUCAGAUGAUACAAGUAAACGAUUUACCUACUAGAAAAAAGUAAUUUUACAAGGAUUUGUAGAUUAUGAAAGACUUCAGUGAGCUUGGUAUCUCAGAGGGGGCCGGCGGUCUAGACAACAGGAAUAUAAGCAAAGCCUCACCAAAGCCCGACUCAAAAAUUGAGAUAGAGAGCGAAGACAACAUCUCGUUAUCCGCGGUUCUUCGUGAGCUACAGGGGGUUACUGUUGCCACAAAAGCAGACCAAGGCGACCUCAAUUAUAUUACCCGUAUUCUCACAACAGAAGCUGGUGCUAAUCGGCCCCUCGAGGACCCCCCAGCACUCACGCUCCGCAAUUGGCAUGCUCGUCUCAAAAACCUUGAUUUCGGCGAAAGCCAAUACCAUCGCGCAAGUCUGGCCGUUUCUAUAGCAUUCUUGUGUGAGACAGGCCGCCGAAACAUCACCGUGUAUCCUGCAGACCUUGAUUUUGUGUGGUCUACAAUUUACGAGGCUUUGGCGGACACUUCAAUACCUUAUACAGUGUCUCGUAGCUCACAAGGCUUCCUCACGAUUGCUUUGUCGAGCCUGAUAAAAGAUGGAAACAUCGAAGAACUCUUUCGCCUUCAUGUAUGGGAAGCCGACGGCCGUCGGGGGACCCCUGAACUGGCUAUUCAUUCGCACCAACCUUUUAUCCAAAGUUGGAUUCUCGCAGGCGAGGGCAAAGAUUAUACGUACGAAGCUUGUCCAGAGGAUACCAAUGCAAGUAUAACACUUUCCGAAUAUGCCCUCACAUGGAGCACAAAUACGGCUGGUGAAAGCGGGAAGAACUAUAAGGUGCAUCCGAUGUCUUCCACGGUCACGAACCAAAACAAACCGGUUCACAUCGUUCAAAAAAGUGCUGCAAGCCAUACUCGUAACAUGACAUACACGGUUCCAACGCAUGUCUUUCACAAGUCAGUAGUUGCUCCAGGCACAUUUCAUGCAACUCUGGCCCUAUUUGAUAGUUAUCGCGGUUUCCAUCGAGAUGCUCCAGUUUUGGGGCCAUCUGAUGGAACUUCAUAUACGGCGAAGAGGGAUACCGCGACUCUAACGGCGCCGGAGCUGGCAAGAGUUGUCGAAAUUGCACGCGAGCGGGAGUUGUCGCAUAUAAAUAAUAUGAAUUCACCGAAGAUUCGCGGGGCUAUAGCGUGGGCUGGGAGGAUUGUCGGGUGGCUAGCUCUUUUAGUUAUUGCCGUGAUGUAUGUGAAAGGGGUCAGUCCAUUUUCCAGCGGGGGGGCUUAGUACAGUUCUGGACAGCAUUGGACGCUAGUGGGGUUAUAAUGCUUUUAUAGCACAUGUCCCCCCUAAGGAGAGGCUCGCCUUGCACCUUAGGAGGUACCUACCUGGGUAUAGUGGGUUUCAGCGCUAUGGUACCUAUGAAUAUAGCGCACUCUUGCUAAAAACGAGUUAACUAUCGUGAAAAAUAAGGGAAUCCCCACCCGCAUCCCCAAUUCUGGAUUAAACGGCUAAUUAAGAAUGGUAUUGCGUAGAAGAAAAACGUUCGCAUUAAGAUAAAUUCUUAUUCAAAUAAAACAUAAAGUUUGCUGACAUACGUUUUUCCAGUUGAAGAGACGUUGAAAUUGAAAGAGCCGCGUUUUCCCCUUUUCUCUAAUUGAGAAGUUUGCAUGGGAAUAUACCGUACUGCGAUAGCGGAUUAA